UUUUAUUUGAAUUGCUAUAAGAAGGUUAAGUGGGCCGUUCCAAAAUCAGCAAGGAGAAGAGAGAUUAGGGCUAGGGUUUUAGUGCAGAAUGCAUGACAGAGUUUGAUUUGAUUUUGAUCCCAUCCGUAAUUCAGGUAACAAGUUAGUGUUGUGUUCACUUGAUUCUUUCACUCGCAAACGCAAUGUUUCAUAUUCGCAUCAAAAUUAUUUCUCCAACCUUGCAAAAACUGGUUUCUUCGCUAGGUAGCAAUCCAUGGCUAUGGCUUGCUUCGAGACUCAUCUCAACCUCGUCUCCUUCUUCAGCCUCCAAAGACAACUCUUUUGCACUCUCUUACCUAACUCAUACUUGUGGGUUCUCACCAGAACGCGCUAUCAUCAUUUCCAAGCGCCUCAAGUUAGAAACAAGUGAAAAACCAGAUACAGUGAUUGAGUUCUUCAAGAACCAAGGUUUGUCCCAAACUAUGAUCUUGAAAGUCCUUCGAACUGUUCCAGACUUACUUUUAGUCAAACCCGAGAACACUUUGCAGCCAAAGUUUGAUUUUUUCAAGUCAAAAGGGUUUUCUGUCUCUGACAUUCACAGCAUGAUAUUAACAUCCCCUGAAAUUCUCAAAAGAAGCUUGAAUAAUGAGAUCAUUCCCUGCUUCAAUUUCCUUGACAACAUGUUUGAAUGUAAGCACAACCUCAUGAAAACUGUUGUAAGCUAUUCAGGUGUUCUACAUAUCUUUGCCAAACGUAUUGAACCUAAUAUCAAGCUGCUGAGAGAAGAGGGUGUUCCUGAAUCACACAUUCUUAGGUUGUUAGAGUACUAUGGCAAGACAAUUAAGGUAUGUCCUACGCGAUUUAAGAAGGCAGUGGAGGAAGUGAAGGAGAUGAAGACUGAUCCACUCAAGUUGCAAUUUGUUAUAUAUGUUCAUAUAAAGUUACAUCUGAGCAAAUCCACAUGGGAAAGAAAGAAAGGUAUAUAUAGAAAAUGGGGUUGGACCGAGGAUGAUAUUUCUAAAGCAUUUAGAACCCACCCGUUCUGUAUGUGCACUUCAGACAGUAAGAUUGAGGCGGUCAUGGAUUUUCUGGUGAACACAUUGGGCUGCAAAUCUUCUGACAUUAUCAGAUGUCCAUCACUGUUGACCAUGAGCUUGAGAAAGCGAAUUAUUCCAAGGGGAUCUGUUGUUAAAGCUUUGCUGUCGAAGGGUCUGAUUAAGAAGCUGAGCUGGACUGUAUUUCGGUAUAAUGAAUUGGAGUUCCUGGAUAAGUUUGUCCAUUGUUAUGACAAGGAAGCCAAUGAGCUAUUGAAGUUGUAUCGGGUAAGUUGGCUUAAGAAUGUAAGAGAAAUGAAUGUGUCUACUCCCUGAGUCUUUUGGUGCAUUGCAUUGGUAGUCUCGCUUUUAUGCUGUUGUUCCAACUUAAAUGGCCAAGUGAUGUUGCAAUUCUAUAUUGUCCUAUUACAGUUGUGUUUGCUGUGCCAUUUAAACAGGUAUGCUUGAUUAUGUGUUGAAAUCAUUUUAUUGGUUGCUUAAGUA
This is a messenger RNA of Arachis duranensis, 1517 nucleotides long. RefSeq lists its product as uncharacterized. Gene Ontology annotation, cellular component: chloroplast. The record is from RefSeq and is a predicted model, not a curated record. Lineage: Eukaryota; Viridiplantae; Streptophyta; Magnoliopsida; Fabales; Fabaceae. Bases 183 to 1349 code for a protein of 388 amino acids. Gene Ontology annotation, molecular function: double-stranded DNA binding. Gene Ontology annotation, biological process: regulation of DNA-templated transcription; chloroplast organization. The transcript has a single exon.